GAGGCCACGAGCUAGUAUCUUGAGGCCACAACUUAGUAUCUUGAGGCCACGAGUUAACUUAUCUUGAGGCCACGAGUUAGUUAUUUUAAUUUUUUUUGACUAAGUGGUUCCAGAAGGGCUCCGUAGGAUUCUGCUUCUCCACAAGUCUCUCAUGAGCAGUCAAAUCGGUCCCGCACUCCAUCCAUGGACUCCAGUGACUCACAGGACACAGUCAUUAUUGAAGAAACUUCCUCAAGUAAACGAAUGAGGCUAGACGAAGAAGCUAAAAAGGUGGGUAUCAAUUUUUUUUUACUUUUAUAUUUUUGGGGAAUAAAGACUGGUAAAACUUAUAAAUGUAUUUUUAAAAAUGAACAUGAAUUUGAUAUUUAUUAUUGAUUUAAGUUGAUCAAUGAGAAUCAAUUUUGAAAACUAAUUUAUAUGUAUGUUUUUAUUAUAAUCUUUAAGUUGGUGGAAACCAUUCUUGUCCAGAAACCUGUUGAGGAGUGUAUAAUAACUGAGUACAACCGAACUAAGUCUUUGGGGGAUGAAACAAGGAGGAAAAUGGUUAACAUCUUGGCAGCUCACAUGACAGAAAAGAAUGGGUAAUCUUCAUAAUCAUCACCUGGUGUAUUAAUGGUCUCUAGUUUUAAAAUGUCUUGAUGUUGUUUAAAGUCAGGCAAAGGACACAAAUUUUAUUUAUUUUAUUUUUUACUGCAGUACGUCACCAACAAGGCAGGUGAAAGAAAAAUAUGCCAGAGGAAUUGUGGCUUUGUUCCCGUACCUCAGUGACCCCUUUUCCAAAAAUGGCUACAUUAGUGUCUGCUUUGAAUUCUAAUUCUGUGUUGAAAUUUUUUCACACUUCGGGACAGGUGGUGUAUUUUGCUGUUGAAUUUAUAUACUUUUUAUCUGUAUUUUUCUCCUUCUAAUGAACAUUACUAUGAUGGCGAAAGCGGUACUGAGUACUUGGCAUGGAGAAUCAAAACUAUACAGAGAGGCUUAGCUAAAGAACGAUGUGCAUCAUUUGAAGCUCAUUUGGCUGAGGACGGCUUGCUGAGGACAACUUUCUCAAUCUCAAUCAGUUUAAUGCUGGAUUUGCACAAAGACUAUUCUUGAAAGAUGGAGCAGUUCCCUCUUUGUCUGGAGAAGGCAUUGUUUAUGGACCACAACCGAUUGAGCAAGACUUUGUUCUGAUGUUUGGAGAAGGAGUGUCAGGAAAGCUACUGGAGAACUGGACCACUGCAUUCAAGAAAAAAGUGAUUCAGCAGUGCAAAAAGCUUCCCAGCACCAGUGAUUUGGAAGAACUUCUACUAUAGCAGCUGAAUCUCCUACUGGUGACUCAGAGGGUGCUAAUUUUGGUAUGAUGUGUAAGAUACAUUUUUCACUUGAAAUAUUAAUUUGAAGUAGUGUUGAACAAAUUUUCCAAGGAACUUGAAGGUGAACGAUUUAGUCCCCAUACUUUUUUUUUUUUUAUGUUCUCAAAAUUCCAGUUUGUUUUAGUGGUCAAAUUCUUCUUACAUAAUGUGUGUUUAAACAGUUUGGGACAGUGAACUCGCUUCAAUUAUACUUCUGUUGUGAGUGAGACUGCUUAGGCAGAAGGACAAAUUAGUUCUCAAACAUUUGAUCAGAUUGCCAGUGUUGUAGAGGUAGCCACAACAUCUGUAUUGUUAAUGUCAAAUAAGAGCACUUUGGAUAUGUGUGCUUCGGCUGUUGCGCAACUAAAAGUUGCUGGGUUAAGUCAGUCUGCUGUAAGUGGUUUUGUUUCAUCUAUGGAGGAAAUUGUUUUUGAGAUUCACAGUCAGGCCAAGGAUGCAGCUUUGCUCUGUCUGCCUCCACAUGACAUUGCUACUAAAAGGAAAAUAGAAAAUUCAAUUGAACAUUUGGAAAAUCCAUUCACUUUCUUGAAUUCGGAAGCCAAACGAAAGAGACUCUUAACAGAGAAAUGGGGAACUGUUGAACCAACGGAAAUAGUGCUUGGCACAAGAUUUGACAGCAGAAGAAACAAAACCACAGGAACAUUUGAUCAAGUUGUUGUAACAGAUAAAUUUGCUUAUAUUCCCAUUUUAGAAACCCUAAAGGCCAUUUUACAAAAUCGGCAUCUUACUGAUUUGUUUAAACCCAGGCAUGUUCCAAAGGAAGGCGUUUAUUUUGACUUGAGUGAUGCAGCACAUUUCAAAAGUAAUCCUUUAUUUUACACAGACAAAGAUGCCUUACAAAUUCAGUUAUUUUAUGAUGAUUUUGAGACCGCUAACCCUUUUGGUUCCAAAAAAGGUAUACACAAAUUGGGUGCUAUCUAUUUUACAUUAAGGCAUUUUAACUCCUCAUUAGAUAAUAUUCAUUUAUGUGCCCUCUUUCAUGCACAGAAUAUAAGACGUUAUGGUUUUAAUUCUAUAAUCGAGCCUUUAUUAAAUGAUCUAAAAGUGCUUGAGAUUGAGGGAGUUAAGAAUCCAGUAUGUGGAAGUUGUAUUAGGGGUACAAUUGUUCAAGUCACAGGGGAUAACCUUGGCUUACACAGCUUAUUAGGGUUUCUGGAGUCAUUUGGGGCUCAAUAUUGCUGUCGUUUCUGUGUUCUUGAAAAAGAUCGCUUUCAGUUUGUGUUUUCUGAAGAUAACCCUGAGGUUGUACUAAGAACAACUGAGAUGCAUGCUCUGCACUGUAAAAGAUUACAGGACGACUCUACACUACUUCAUGUUUAUGGCGUCAAACGGGUCUGUUUGUUAAAUUCACUGAAGUAUUUCAACACAGCCAACAAUUUUGCUGUGGAUAUAAUGCACGACAUUCUCGAAGGUGUCGCUCAGCUAGAGGUAAAACUUGUUUUGCAGUACAUUCAGCAUAAUUUUCUGAGUGCUGAUGAUCUUGCUGGUAGAAUACAUGCUUUUGAUUAUGGCUACAAUCAGCAGAAGAACCGUCCUCCC
This is a messenger RNA of Carassius auratus (goldfish), 2891 nucleotides long. RefSeq lists its product as uncharacterized. The record is from RefSeq and is a predicted model, not a curated record. The annotation marks the transcript as partial. The transcript is spliced from 3 exons. Lineage: Eukaryota; Metazoa; Chordata; Actinopteri; Cypriniformes; Cyprinidae.